Messenger RNA from Entrophospora sp. SA101, 981 nucleotides. The record is from the annotation of a GenBank genome assembly. NCBI's taxonomy places the organism in Eukaryota, Fungi, Glomeromycota, Glomeromycetes, Entrophosporales, Entrophosporaceae.
AUGUCUGACAUAGCAGAAAGAAUAGCUGCAGCUCGUAAGGAAGCUGAAACUUUAAAAGAAAAAAUCAAAAUGAAAAGAGAUUCGAUUGUAAUGAAAAUUCGUCGUACACUUAAAGGACAUCUUGCCAAAAUUUAUGCGAUGCAUUGGGCAUCAGAUCAAAGGCAUUUGGUAUCUGCAUCACAAGAUGGUAAACUUAUUGUUUGGGAUGCACCAACCACCAACAAAGUUCAUGCUAUUCCGCUUAAAUCGUCAUGGGUGAUGACAUGUGCUUAUGCACCAACUGGAGACUUUGUUGCUUGUGGAGGUCUUGACAACAUAUGUUCUAUAUAUAAUUUGAAAACAAAAGAAGGCUCUGUCAAAGUUGCCAGAGAAUUAGCGGCUCACACCGGCUACCUUUCUUGUUGUCGGUUCAUUAGUGAUAGACAAAUAUUAACGUCGUCAGGUGAUAUGACUUGUAUGCUUUGGGAUAUUGUUGCUGGUAUGAAAGUAUUAGAGUUUAACGAUCAUACUGGUGAUGUAAUGAGUCUGUCACUUGCUCCGAGUCAACAAAUUUUUGUUUCUGGUGCUUGUGAUUCUACAGCAAAAAUUUGGGAUAUUAGAACUGGCCAUUGUGUGCAAACAUUCACUGGACACGAAUCUGAUAUAAAUGCUGUACAAUUCUUUCCCAAUGGUGAUGCAUUUGGAACAGGGUCUGAUGAUGCAUCUUGUAGAUUAUUUGAUCUUCGUGCAGAUAGAGAACUUAAUCAAUACACUCAUGAUAAUAUUCUUUGUGGAAUUACUUCAGUUGCGUUUUCAGUUUCUGGGCGUCUUCUUUUUGCUGGUUAUGAUGAUUUUAAUUGUAAUGUAUGGGACACAUUAAAAGGUGAACGUGUUGGUGUUUUAGCAGGUCAUGAAAAUCGUGUGAGUUGUUUGGGUGUAUCUGAUGAUGGUAUGGCUUUAUGUACGGGUAGUUGGGAUUCAUCAUUAAAGGUUUGGGCUUGA